This is a messenger RNA of Drosophila ficusphila, 4638 nucleotides long. It is a transcript of the gene ich, whose product is annotated as ichor. Gene Ontology annotation, molecular function: RNA polymerase II transcription regulatory region sequence-specific DNA binding; DNA-binding transcription factor activity, RNA polymerase II-specific. The record is from RefSeq and is a predicted model, not a curated record. Gene Ontology annotation, cellular component: nucleus. NCBI's taxonomy places the organism in Eukaryota, Metazoa, Arthropoda, Insecta, Diptera, Drosophilidae. Gene Ontology annotation, biological process: embryonic pattern specification; embryo development; regulation of transcription by RNA polymerase II.
GCCUGCGCACAGUUGGCUUUCUACCUUCGACGUCUGCGGAUUUGCGCGCACCCAGUGUCUGCGUCUUUUCGUUUUUUCGCGGUUCGGUUCGAUUUGAUUGUGGACGUGGACUUCUUCCUCCUCUUCGCACACACACAGAUACAAAGUUACAGAUAUAGUGGCGAGCAUGUGAAGUGGCAAUAAUCGGAAGAGCAAGCAACAGAAAUUAGAACAAACCCACAGCAAAAAUACGAAAGAAAACGAAGUGAACAAAAUCGCUAAAUUUUAAAUGUUUAAAAUGCAGCUAAAAAAUUGUGAAAAUGGUUGACAAAAAGCUGAAGAAAUUGUCAAAUACAUUCCAAAUCCAACUAAUAAAAUUCCCAACAAAGUGCUUAAAGUGAAGAAAAACAGUGCAAUACGAAGGAAAUUACGUUCAACAAAAAGUUAAAAUUCAAAACAAAUACAAAGCAUUCUAUCAAGCAUUGAUAUAUAAUAUUACUCAUGAUAAAUACUUCCAAAAACGCUGUUGUAAAUAUCUUAACCCGGAAAUCAGCUGCGUUGACGUUGACCCAUUGUACAUACUGCAAAACAAAUCAAGCCCAAGAAUAUUGGAAGAAAAGCUAAAUUAAACCACUACCCACUACGGAACUAUCAUCCCAAAUUGCAAUACUGCAAUUUAUAUCUAUAUCCCACAUAUAAUAAACAAUCUACUCGUACUACUACCCGUUCAUUAUUUUAUGCAUAGUUUUAUGUCUUCCUCCCAUUGUUUUUGAUAUAAAUUGCAACCGAAGGAGUAUAACAUAUAAACUGAAAACGGAUUAUCUCAAACGAAAUUACAAAUAUAAAACUCCAGCAGAGACCUGCCUGAAAGCGUUGAUACAUUUUUGAAUACUUUUUCAAAAUGUAUUUCAGCUAAAGCUGCAAUUUCGUAACACUGAAACUUGGCCCUUGGAUAGCGAAGGAUCUGUUAGCCCGCGGAUCGCCGGAAGAUUCGCCUCGAUCGCCUGGGUCCACUGACAAUGAAGUUUUGCAGCAUGAACGGCCCAAGUGAAUCGGAAGUUGAGAGCCUGCUGAUGAGUCCCUGCUGGGGACCGCCCCAGACCUCCGCCCAGGAUCAAUACCUGCUCGACGGGCACAAGCUGCUGCUGGAGCACGACCUGGACACCCUGCCCAGCGAUGCCGACCAGAAGAACUCGCUGGACGUCCUCGACAACCUCUUGCUGAACGGAUCGUCCCUCAAUGCCUUGUCCGAUCUGAAGCCGCUGCCGCCGUUCACCGGCUACACGGGUCACCUGUCGAUCAAUGGGAUCUCCGGCCACCACUACCAUGCCAUCGCCCAGAGGCUGCCGGACGAGAGCAACAACAACUACAUGCAGAGUGCCUACCACGCCCAGAACAACCAGUCGAAUCCCACGUCCACGACGCAGUCGGGCGGCGGUGGCAGCAAUAGCAACUCGAACUCCAACGAGCACAACAUAGUCUCCUCCUCCACCUGCCUGCCCGAGAGUGUCCUGAGUGGGAGUGGGGGGGGCGGAGGUGGCGAUGCCUGCCUGGCGGACGUGAAGCUCUUCGCCGAUAGUCAACUAGAUUCUAAGCUUUACUCCGUGGCCGACAGCUGUGUGAUGAACGGAUCCGGCAACGUGAACGGAUCCACGGCGAAUGGCAACGGGGCCGGUCCGAGCAUAGCCACGCUGACGCCCAUCGACCAGGUGGCCGAUUCCCUGCACAAUUCCGGAGUGAGGAUCUACAAGGAUCUGACGGAGUACGUGGACAUGAACUCCAUCGACGACAUAGCCGCCAUCAUAGGUUCCGCCAUCGCGGACACCACGGUGCCCAAUCAGCUGGACAAGGACGACAACAAUGACACGCGGGACAGCUGGAUGGAUCUCGACGCCUGGAUCGACGGCAACUGCAUACAGCAGGAGUCGGCAAAGGUCCUCGUCUCGCAGCAGGACACGCUGGGCGACUUUAUCCUGCCGCACAGCCCACUGCCCAUGCACGCCAGUAGUUCGACGCUGCAGAGUUUGCUGAGCCACGGCUACAUGCCCCUGCUGCAGAAUCGCCUGCAGAACGGUCCGCCCAAUGGCAACUCGGUGGGCGGAGGAGGAGGAGGAGGCUCCAAUCAGGGAGCGGGGAUCAAGGGGGAUCCGCAGGCGCCCACAUCUACCUCGUACUGCAACGAACUGGCGGCGGCCACCAGCAGCAGUUGCAGUCCGCCCGGCUCGGUGGUCAGCACCACGGACAAUCCCAACGGGCUGAUGAUCAAUCCGCGCUACCUGAGCAACCCGACCAACAGCCAGGCGACGGGGAAUCCCCACCAGCAGCAGGGCGGAUACUCCAUGCAGAGUGCGGGUCUCUCCCUCAAGGACAACGGCCUCUGUUCCCCGGACCUCCUGGGCAACUAUCCGCACACGACGACGGCCAGCACGACGGGCUCGGAGCUGCGGACCGGUGCGCCCAAGGCCAAGCGGUCCCGCUCCCAGAAGAAGUCCAGCCAGCAGCAGCAGCAGCAGCAACAGCAACAGGGCGAGGGCGGUGGACCGCCGACCACGCCCCAAAUGAGCGCCAUUUCACCCUCCGGCUUCAGUGCCAGCGAUCUGAGCGGACUUCUGGGUAAGGAGAAGCCCGUCCAUCGGUGCAGCAUCUGCAACAGGGGAUUCCUCAACAAGUCCAACAUCAAGGUGCACCUGCGCACCCACACGGGCGAGAAGCCCUUCCGCUGCGACGUCUGCGCCAAGGCCUUUCGCCAGAAGGCGCACCUGCUCAAACAUCAACAGAUACACAAGAGAAUUGGGCGUGACUGACGCUCCUCGAGGAGCUUUAUGUUGUAGCCAACCGACCAAACAGUAGCACCUCCCAGGGAGAACUUCCAUUCCCAGAACAGAAAAAUAGGAAUCGACAGUGAUAUAGUCUCCAUUUUCAAAAUUUAUUAAUUUGGGAAAGUGAAAGCUGUAUCCUUGCUGAAUACAUCGAGUUCUUAAUCUUGUUGUAGGCAAAUUCAAAUUGUUAACUCAUAUCUUAUCAAUGUGAUGACACCAAUUGCCAGAAAUCUUUGUAGAUCCAAAACAAUGAGCUUGAUUUUUAGAAAUUACAAAUCUCUUGAAAAAUGCUUCAAUCUUUUAAGAUCUGUUGUGCAUUUCAAGGGAUUUGAGAUCACUAAAAGCUUUAAAUAUUGUUUUCAUAUCACCUAAGAAUUAGGCAGGGCUUGAUAUUUUAUUUGAUUUGUUUCAUUGGAUGUCAUUGGUUGACAUCUUUAUAAUAUCUCAUGUUUUUCUGGGAGGGAGCAAUUACCUCAGCAAUUUGUUGUCCUUAAAGGAACCUAAUUGUCUGAUCGGUAAAUUGCCAUGGAUUACUCUCUCUGCUUUCUCUAGGUGUAUGUUUGCCACUGCUUGGCCAGGAUAAUUUCUGAGUGUCGUGAAGAACUCGGCGAUUGUCCAAAAUGUAAUAUUAUUAUAGGAUUACUUGGUCAUGCAGUGGCAUACAUACACUUUUUGAUAUUCGUUGUUGUUGGUUGCUUUUGAUCUCUUCGCUUGUUCGUAGUUAACAAACAAAUAUUGUUUAGGAAAAAGCAUAAAUUAAUAAGAACGUUUUCCUUUUUAUCCAGUUAUUUUAAUAUUCACGUUUAGUUGAAAUCUUUAUGACAAAACUUGAUUGUUUUAACCGGUUAGGUAAGCCUCAACCUACUACCUCCAAACAAGAAAAUUUAAUUUUGAGCCGCUUUAGGAGCAAUUGCGGUAUACUUAAUGUUUUAUAGUUCAUCCAGUUCAGAGAUAGCGAAAAUCCAAAGAGACCACAAGCAAUGUAAGAACAACGAGGCGUCCAAUUGUCAUUCUGCAACUGUUGUUCUGUGUUGAUGCAGGGUCGCGAACUUCCAGCAAACAAGGUCCUGGCACAGGUAAAACAUAUCUUAUAACAAUCUAGACAAUAAUACCAAUUAAGGAAGCAAAUAAGACGAAGUUGUAUAAAGCUCUGAAUGUUGUCUGUACCUCAUCAUGUUGAAAACUGAAAAAGUGACGCAUACAAAUUACAUUUUAAAUUAAAACUAAUCAAGCAAAAGCAAUAACAAUUUUAAAUUAAUUAAUUUUAAAAUGUACAAACCAAUGGAAAGCGUUAUUUUGUAAAAUGCAUAGGUCUAAGAAUUUGUAGCGGGCUUGGCAAAAUAUUAUUUAUAAUAAUCAAUUUGCAGAACAUAAAAAAUAAAAGAAAAUCUAAGCGGAAAUCGAUGGAAAUAAUGAAAAUCGUAUAGCAAUGUACUCAAGUAGUAAACUCGAAUUAAUUUAGCCAAUAUCGUAAAGCGUUGUUAAUUUGUUUUUUAAAAAGUUUGUUGCUAAAGUUUUAAAGUUAAUCUUAACCAUAAAUUAUGUUCGAUAUACCCGAAAUUAUUUAUCUUUAAUCCUUGGAUACACUCAGCACCCGAAAAAACCAACAUUUCAGUAAACCAUAAAAUAGUUUAAUUCUAAUUUAAAUGUAUAUGUAAUUUCUAUAAAAAGGACAAUAUUAAUUGUGUUAUUUUAGUUAUCGUGCAAUUUUAUUUAUUUCUACAAAACAAACUUGAAUUUUGUUCAACACAUUUCGAUUUGUAAAUAUUUAUUUCUUAAUUGUAAUGCCUAAUAUUUAAUUAACUAUACUUAAAUAAAUUCAAAUGUCAUUCAAAAUGUG